Messenger RNA from Lepus europaeus (European hare), 1692 nucleotides. RefSeq names its product liver carboxylesterase 1-like. The record is from RefSeq and is a predicted model, not a curated record. Gene Ontology annotation, biological process: lipid catabolic process. The transcript is spliced from 14 exons. Gene Ontology annotation, molecular function: carboxylic ester hydrolase activity. The coding region runs from base 1 to 1692 and encodes 563 amino acids. Lineage: Eukaryota; Metazoa; Chordata; Mammalia; Lagomorpha; Leporidae. Gene Ontology annotation, cellular component: lipid droplet; endoplasmic reticulum.
AUGUGGCUCUGUGCUCUCUUUCUGGUUUCUCUUGCUGCUUCCACAGCUUGGGGGCACCCGUCUGCACCACCUGUGGUGGACACCGUGCAUGGCAAAGUCCUGGGGAAGUUCGUCAGCUUAGAAGGAGUUGCACAGCCCAUGGCCGUCUUCCUGGGAAUCCCCUUCGCCAAGCCCCCUCUUGGAUCCCUGAGGUUUGCGCCACCACAGCCUGCAGAGCCAUGGAGCCACGUGAAGAACACCACCUCCUACCCUCCCAUGUGUUCUCAAGUCACAGUGGAUGAUUCACUACUCCAGGUGCUCAAUACCAACAAGGAGAAUGUUUCUCUUGACAUUUCUGAAGACUGCCUUUACCUGAAUAUCUACACUCCCGCUGACUUGAUGAAGAAAAGCAGUCUGCCAGUGAUGGUGUGGAUCCAUGGAGGUGGCCUGGUUUCAGGUGUGGCAUCCAUCUAUGAUGGCCUAACCCUCUCUGCCCAUGAGAACGUGGUGGUGGUGACCAUUCAAUACCGCCUGGGCAUCUGGGGAUUCUUCAGCACAGGAGAUGAACACGGCCGAGGGAACUGGGGUCACUUGGACCAGGUGGCUGCGCUGCACUGGGUCCAGGACAACAUUGCCAACUUUGGAGGGAACCCAGGCUCUGUGACCAUCUUUGGAGAGUCAGCAGGAGCUGAAAGUGUCUCUGUUCUUGUUUUGUCGCCCCUGGCCAAGAACCUCUUCCAUCGAGCCAUUUCUGAGAGUGGUGUGGCCCUCAGUCCUGGUUUAUUCAGGAAAGACGUCAAGCCCUUGGCUGAGCAAAUUGCUAUUGCAGCAGGGUGUAAAACCACCACCUCGGCUGUCAUGGUUCACUGCCUGCGCCAGAAGACAGAGGAUGAGCUCUUGGAGACAACACUGAAAAUGAAAUUUUUCACUCUCAACUUAGUUGGAGACCCCAAAAAGAGCUACCUCUUCCCACCCACUGUGGUUGAUGGGAUGCUGCUGCCAAAGGCACCUGAAGAGAUUCUGGCAGACAAGAGAUUCAACAGGGUCCCCUACAUCGUGGGAAUCAACAAGCAAGAGUUUGGCUGGAUCCUUCCAACGCUGAUGAGCUAUCCACUCUCUGAUGGCAAACUGGACCAGAAGACAGCCACAGAACUCUUGUGGAAGUCCUACCCCAUUGUCAACAUCUCGAAGGAACUGACUCCAGUGGCCACAGAGAAGUAUUUGGGAAGGACUGAUGAUCUCAUCAAAAAGAAAGACUUGUUCUUAGACUUGAUUGGAGAUGUGUUAUUUGGUGUCCCUUCUGUGAUUGUGGCUCGUCACCACAGAGAUGCUGGAGCCCCCACCUACAUGUAUGAAUUUCAGUAUCGUCCAAGCUUUUCUCCGGACAUGAAACCCAAGAUGGUGAUAGGGGACCAUGGGGAUGAGGUCUUCUCUGUCUUUGGAGUCCCAUUUUUCACAGAGGGUGUCUCAGAAGAGGAGGUCCAACUGAGCAAAACUGUGAUGAAAUACUGGGCCAACUUUGCUAGGAAUGGGAAUCCCAAUGGGGAGGGGCUUCCUCGCUGGCCAGCAUAUGACCACAAGGAAGGUUACCUGCAGAUUGGAGCCACCACCCAGGCAGCCCAGAAGUUGAAAGAUAAGGAAGUGGCUUUCUGGACUGAGCUCUGGGCCAAAGAGGAAGUGAGAUCACACCAGACAAAACACACUGAGCUGUGA